Diorhabda sublineata is the source of this 1422-nucleotide messenger RNA. Its product is annotated as THAP domain-containing protein 2-like. The coding region runs from base 558 to 1175 and encodes 205 amino acids. The transcript has 2 exons. The record is from RefSeq and is a predicted model, not a curated record. Lineage: Eukaryota; Metazoa; Arthropoda; Insecta; Coleoptera; Chrysomelidae.
UAGUUCACCAAUAGGAUUGAUCAAUCCCAUAAGACGUACAUACGCCAAUUCUUGAGCCAAGGUCAAGUGAUGCUUACGUCACCUGCAGACCUCGACGGCUUGUUUACCAUUUACGCUGUGCGGUAUUGCUUGUGUUUUUGUUAAUUCGAAAAGGUCGUACAAGUGAUUGAAGAGUUGGAAAUUCGUUUUUUACUUAGUUCUACGUUUUAAAAACUAUUAUUUGUGUGUAUUAUAUAUGUGGAGAAUAGUGAACAAAGACAAUAUUAUUGUUUAAGGCAAAAUAAUCUUGUGAGACUUUCAAGGGUAGGUAAAAAUGUUUUGUUAUAUUAAAGCUGGAUUUAAAUAGCAAAAUAAAAAUUAAAAUCCAAGUCAGUUACUGGCUGAAAGAAAACCAGCUGAGCAGAAAUGACAAUUUAAUUGGCUUAUUUAAAUUUCUAUUCUUUAUACACCACAAUAAAAAAUUAAAAAAAUGGGCGAAUCAUAACAGCGUUUUUGGUCGGUUGGUUUGCAUUUGUCCAGCAACUAAUCUAGAUUUUUAUUUUACUUUUUUUUGCUAAAUGAAACUUUGUUUGUUUGAUUUUAGUGCAUGUAGUAUAUGUCCAAAAAUCAAAAUGCCUGGUACACGUUGUGCUGUGUAUGGUUGUGGUAAUACCUAUAAAACAAGGCAGCAAGAACAUGAAUAUUUUAUAUUUCAUCGGUUUCCCAAAGCUAAAGAUCUUGUUUCCCAAACUAUGAGAAAAGAAUGGAUAUUACGAUGCAAACGGGAAGAUAAAUUUAACCCUGAUACUAGCUACAUCUGCUCAGUUCAUUUCACAGAAAAGGAUUAUGAAAGAGACUUACAGAAUGAAUUAUUAGGUUUACCACUACGAAAAAUAUUGAAAAAAACCGCUGUUCCUACUUUGGGAUUGUAUUCAAAAAAAUCAACAACUGAAGCUAGUAGUUCAAGCAUCAGUUCCAGAGAAGAAAGACUGGCCAAACGAAAUGCAAAGGAGGAAGUGAACAAACUUUUAAAAGUAGCCACGUUAACAGCUCCUAUUAAUACUUUUUCUGAUGAUACCGAAGACCAUAAUCCUAAAUCUUUUGGAAGUAUUCAGUUUGAAGAGCAUGUACCAGAGCCUUCCACUUCAUCAACCCCCAACUUUGUCCCAGAAAUUUCAUUUGUUUUUACUUUUUAAUUUUUAGUUUAAAGUUUGUUAAUGGCUUCUGUUUUACUAAUUAUAAAAUACAGAUCAUUUUAAAAAAUAAUUCAUUUUCUUUAAUUUCUUUUCUUCAUUGUAUACCUAUUAUAAAUGGAACUUAAAAUUAACUGAAUAAUUGGAAAUUGGAUUUUAAAUUAAUAUUAAUUCAUAAUAAUGAAUAAAACUUAAAAAAAUAACUGUAUUUUUGUUAAAAUUGGCCUUUAAACUCAUCAAAUAGUCUAGC